Molecule: messenger RNA, 447 nt
Organism: Spathaspora passalidarum NRRL Y-27907
Lineage: Eukaryota; Fungi; Ascomycota; Pichiomycetes; Serinales; Debaryomycetaceae
Gene: OFR1
Product: Ofr1p
Exons: 1
Coding region: 59-394 (111 amino acids)
Source: RefSeq, a predicted model, not a curated record
GCUAGGCAGAGGAUUACGCCAAUUAAACCUUAGAAACUUCUCAACUACAUUACGAGCCAUGUCAAUUGAAUAUAACGUCAUCAUCUACGAUAACCCUCACGCCGACAGAUCAAAAGUCAGAGCUGAACAUGUCGCCAACAUCCCCCUGAAUGUUCCUUCUCCUAUUCUCUCUGCUGGAGCUAUCUACCAUGAUGAUGCCAAGACUCAAUUCGCCGGUAGUGCCUUCCAUCUAGUUGCCAAUUCCAGAGAAGAGGUUCUUGAGUUCUUAAAGAAGGAUGUUUACUACCGUGAAGGUAUUUGGGAUAUCGAUAAUGUUAUCAUUAACCCAAUUGGUGUUGCUGUUAGGUUACCAAAGAAAAUGGAAGGUGUUGAUGCAUCCUUAUAUAAGAUCUAGGUAUGUCAUAACAUAGAAAAGUUAAUAAACAAAGUUACUUUUAUCGAAUUAAC